CUUGCCGCGCUUCCCCGUAUCGUCAGUCCGUCACAGAAAGCGACAAGGGUCGGGUGGGUCGAACAGUGAGCCGAGGGCCAGUGACGAAGCCCUAAGGUUACGAGAUCAGAUCUGAUGCGGUCGUGAUACCUUCGGACAUUUUCAAUUUCCCAUCGAUCUCUCCACGAUAACUAGUCGCCGGUAGUGAAACCGGUUGUUCAGUGCGAAUUCGCAGUACAAAAGAGACUUGUGAUAUUUUUCUAGAUUUUAAGUUCCGCAACGGAACACUUUAAUUUUUUGUAUUAAAAGUGUACAAUAUAAGCAAAGAUUUGGAAAACAUGGAGAUCCUGCCGGUCACCAACCAGUUUAAUGUCGGAUUCAAUAGUGAAAAAGCAUGGAACGGUCCGACCUGGAGGGAGGCGCCAGUGCCGGUCCCGACGGAAGCGGCGCUGGCUCAGAGGUUGGAAAGAGAGUUACGGGCCGCGAAAGGAGCCAGCGAACUAGCCGCGGCCGAAGUCUUGGUCCCGGCAGAACUGCUCUCCAGGGCUUCUAGACAAACUAUUGCCUUGGCAGAAGGCGAACCUUGCGGAUCCAGAGGGACGGCGCUCAUCGUCGACGUCGGGGGAAGAAGAUUAGCAGCUUUCAAAGUAGACCCCAGCACGGUCACGACGCAUGAAAUCCAUUUACAUCUGGAACACGACACGACGAACUGGACUAGCCUGUUGCCGCAAUUCUUAAAAAAUUUGACUCGAAGCGGCACCAUCAUAAUCAGCCCCCAGUUCACGAUAGAAAAGAAGAAAUUGUUUCGUGGCCAGGCCGAGUAAACCGCCUGUGAUACAAGCGCGUGACGAGCGAGCCGACUGACUGCCCUCCUCGAUCUACGUAUCGUUAUUUUAAAUAUCAAUAUUAUAUAUAUUAAUUAUUAUAUAUUUUAAUAAGAUAAAAAAGCACAGCGUGAUAUAAAAUGAUUAGUUAUAGAGUAAGCGCGCGGGAUCGCGUGCGAUUUUAGUUUGCGGCACACGGCGCGUCGUCGGCAGCUAGUGAUGCGACACGCCCUUUGUGUUGAUAAAGUGUCGAUGUUGCGUCGCUGGAGGCCGGCGACGCGGCGGGUGGCGCGUGCGACGGCGCGCGGCGGCGAGCGUCGAUCUCGACCCUUCUCCUUUAACCCUUCACUUCCCUCUGCCCACCGUAACGCCCGUCUCCUCGCGCCGCCUGUACUUAUGUUAAUCAUUGUUUGUAUUUUAUUAUUGGAUAUUUUAAUGAUUGUGAGUCUUGCUGGUUGAUGUGUGUGUGCCGUGGCGGCGCCCGGUGCGUACCCCUGAUCUCAGUCGCCGCCGCGCGUGUGAUACUGAUACCCUGAACGAUUUAGUCUUAGGUAUUAUUUUUUGUUUCGAGUUCAAUUCUAUUGUGAAGUUGUAGAAUUGUAUUUUCAUGUAUUGUAAUUGUAUUUAUUAGAGGCGACCUCUCGAGAGGUCGGAGAUAUGUGGACGUUUUUAAUUGUACUAAUUUGUACAUUUGUUUGUGAUAUUACGUUUACAAUGUGUAAGUAAAAUGAAAAAAUAAAAUGAUAAAAAAUAUACUUUUAUGGAUGUAAGAACUUGAAUGAGAGAUGUAUCUUAGAUUGCCGUAGGAGACGGUAGCAAUAAGUGAAGAGGCUAGCUUCGCUGGUCUCUCAGAAGAAAUCGAUCUCAGGAUAUAUUAUGAUAUAGUUAUAAAAAGUAUUAAGUUAUUUAAGUUAAUAUAAAUGUGUAAUUUUUGUAAUAUUUGUUUUCUAUCUCUGCGCAAAUUUGCGUACUGUGUGGUCCAGUGGUUGACCAGAGACUUGUACUAACAGUACAUAUAUUGACGAGUCAUGUUGCGAUCAAUGCAUUUUCUUAAUCCAGUGUAUUACUACCUUAAUGUAAAUCAAUAGACUAACAGUUUUUAAACGAAAUCUAAAUGUCUGUAGGGUCCAGUGUUUUAACGCACAAUAUCAUAGUACUAGAGUUCACUUUCAUCAGAAGAGAUUUUAAUAUGCUACAAGAACAUUUUACUUCUAACUUAAAAAAUAAAAUUGUCAAAAUUUACAAAAUUAACAAUAAUAAUAAUAAAUGUAUCAAUUGUUUGUUAUUGAUAUUUAUUUGAUAGAAAUUAAAAAAGGAAAUGUAGAAAUUAUUGAAGAAAAAAAAAAUUGAAUACAUAGUUUCAAUAAUGGA
Molecule: messenger RNA, 2174 nt
Organism: Amyelois transitella
Lineage: Eukaryota; Metazoa; Arthropoda; Insecta; Lepidoptera; Pyralidae
Product: protein charybde-like
Exons: 3
Coding region: 318-803 (161 amino acids)
Biological process (GO): negative regulation of signal transduction; regulation of TOR signaling; apoptotic process
Cellular component (GO): cytoplasm
Source: RefSeq, a predicted model, not a curated record